This is a messenger RNA of Epinephelus fuscoguttatus (brown-marbled grouper), 1243 nucleotides long. RefSeq names its product dynein, cytoplasmic 2, light intermediate chain 1 (gene dync2li1). Gene Ontology annotation, cellular component: axoneme; cytoplasmic dynein complex; ciliary basal body. Lineage: Eukaryota; Metazoa; Chordata; Actinopteri; Perciformes; Serranidae. The transcript is spliced from 13 exons. The record is from RefSeq and is a predicted model, not a curated record. Bases 93 to 1175 code for a protein of 360 amino acids. Gene Ontology annotation, molecular function: dynein heavy chain binding. Gene Ontology annotation, biological process: intraciliary retrograde transport; intraciliary transport involved in cilium assembly.
GCUCUGGCAACGCUAAAGACGGUUGCCUUCGCUUGUAGCCGUUUAGCUAGCUAGCUUCUCAAGCUGUCAAACUUUGUCAAACUUCAAAUUUGAUGCCCAAAAUAAGCUCCGACACGCUAUGGGAGCAGGCUGCUGCGGAGGUGCACAGUCGGGAGACUGACGGUGGGGAGGAGGACGGAGGAGAGACGGUCAGCGAGAGGACCGUGUUUCUGAUGGGCAGCAAGGCUGGGGGUAAAACGUCCAUUCUUCUCAGAUGCCUCGACAGGGACGAGCCAUCCAAGCCAACCUUGGCACUGGAGUACACUUUUGGCAGACGGGCUCGAGGACAUAACACACCCAAAGACAUAGCCCACCUGUGGGAGCUGGGAGGAGGGACCUCACUGUCAGACUUGGUCCAGAUCCCCAUCACUCCUGUCAGCAUUAGGUCACUCUCCGUCAUCCUCGUUCUGGACCUGUCUAAACCCAACGCCCUGUGGGGCACCAUGGAGAAGCUGCUGCAGGCGGCACGAGCUCAGCUGGAGAAAGUCUCUUCCCAGGCACAACAAGUACAGAAGGCCAAACCUGGAGCAAAACAACAGACACCAGUCCACUCAGCAGCACGCGUUUUACCCAAGGACUAUCCUGACAGAGAGCUGAUCAGUCCCUUUCCUGUUCCUUUGCUCAUCAUCGGCAGCAAAUAUGACGUCUUUCAGGAAUUUGACUCUGACAAAAGGAAAGUGGUCAGUAAAACGCUGCGCUUUGUUGCCCACUACUACGCAGCCUCCCUUAUUUUCACGAGCAUCAAGUCAGAGAGCUUGAUGUCAAAAACCAAGAGCUUCUUCUCCCACCUGGCUUUUGGUCUGGACAGAGGGAAAACUGUGUCCUCUGACUCCACCAAGCCUCUCAUCAUUCCCGCAGGCUCUGACUCCUUCAGUCAAAUAGGUUCCCCUCCUUCUACUGAUGUAGACAUUACAUCUCUGCAUGCCAAGAACCCAAAGGACCUCUGGAAGAAAGUCUACGAGCGUGUCUUCCCUCAAGAGAAUACCAGUGAGCAGAGGGAACUAAAGGAUCCAGCCAAAGACCCACAGUACAGUGAGCCUCAGAUUGAUGCCAUGAGAGCACAGAAAGAUCAGGAGUUGGAGCAGUAUAAGAGGAACGCAGCUAAGUCAUGGAAAGGACUGGAGCUCGACACAUGAGAGACAAUCAGCUUCAUGGUCACACACACACAUACACCACAUAUUCAUAUAAAUACAAUAUACACUUU